Fraxinus pennsylvanica is the source of this 1248-nucleotide messenger RNA. NCBI's taxonomy places the organism in Eukaryota, Viridiplantae, Streptophyta, Magnoliopsida, Lamiales, Oleaceae. The record is from the annotation of a GenBank genome assembly.
AUGGGAGAAGAAGGGGCGGAUGCGGAGCAUCAGCAGCCGAAUCCGGAUACUGAAUUUACAGAAACACCCUCCAAUGGCGCGUACUCUUGGCCACUGGUUCACUACGAUGCUCAUCCUUACAGAACCUACCAUUUCUUCAAGCAAUUCCGAACUGCCGUGUCAAACCCUAACAACUUUCUUAAAGGCGUCAAGUGGUCACCAGAUGGUUCUUGCUUCCUAACCUGCUGUGACGACAAUACUCUCCAUGUUUUUACAUUGCCUUAUGAUGACAGCAUUAGCUAUGUAAAUACAUGCGCUUCAGCUCCAGACGAAGAUUCAUAUGUGGCAAACCUUGUUGCACGCGAGGGAGAAUCUGUCUAUGAUUAUUGCUGGUACCCACACAUGUCUGCUUCAAAUCCAGAUUUAUGUGUAUUUGCAACUACUACUCGCGAUCAUCCUAUCCAUCUUUGGGAUGCUAACUCAGGGCAGCUACGCUGUACAUAUCGUGCCUAUGAUGCCAUGGAUGAGAUUACCGCUGCCUUUUCAAUUGGAUUCAACCCUAGUGGAACUAAGAUAUUCGCGGGGUACAAUAGUACUCUUAGAAUAUUUGAUGUUCAUCGUCCUGGUAGAGAUUUUGAGCAACAUUCGACUCUUCAAGGAAACAAGGAAGGGCAAUCAGGUAUUAUAUCAUCAAUUGCUUUUUCCCCCACUCACUCUGGAGUGCUGGCCACAGGUUCCUACAGCCAAACUACUGCAAUAUAUAGAGAAGAUAACAUGGAACCAUUAUAUGUCCUACAUGGUCAAGAAGGUGGGGUUACACAUGUUCAGUUUUCAAAAGAUGGCAACUAUCUGUAUACUGGAGGACGGAAGGAUCCUUAUAUACUGUGCUGGGAUAUUCGCAAUACUGUUGAUAUUGUGUACAAGCUGUACAGAUCAUCUAAAGAUACCAAUCAGAGGAUACAUUUUGAUAUUGAGCCUCUUGGUCGAUACCUUGGAACUGGUGGCCAGGAUGGUCUGGUUCACAUCUAUGACCUUCAAACAGGACAGUGGGUAUCAAGCUUUCAAGCUGCGUUAGACACAGUAAAUGGUUUCGCUUUCCAUCCUUUCCUCCCAAUGGCGGCAACUUCAUCAGGACACCGGCGAUUUGGAGGUCUUGAUGACUUUCAAGAGAACAUGGACCUGAGCGGUGAUGAAAACUGUGCGUCAGUUUGGAGCUUCUCCUGUUCUUCAACGUUGGAUACGUCAUCAAUUAUUGAAUCCGGAAACUGA